Aspergillus thermomutatus is the source of this 4260-nucleotide messenger RNA. RefSeq names its product ubiquitin-specific protease UBP15. Bases 1 to 4260 code for a protein of 1419 amino acids. Lineage: Eukaryota; Fungi; Ascomycota; Eurotiomycetes; Eurotiales; Aspergillaceae. Gene Ontology annotation, cellular component: nucleus; cytosol. The record is from RefSeq and is a predicted model, not a curated record. The transcript has 14 exons. Gene Ontology annotation, molecular function: cysteine-type endopeptidase activity; cysteine-type deubiquitinase activity; protein binding. Gene Ontology annotation, biological process: regulation of protein stability; protein deubiquitination.
AUGGACAACGUUGCGGAUAAUGAGAUGCUCGUCGAUGAAUAUGAGCAGUAUCACAAUGACAGGACAGAUGAUGUCGUGGUUUCUCGCUCCGGAUCAGAGGAGCUGGAACCAGAGCCCCUUGCGGAUGACUUUUCAGCAAUGAUGGCACGCAUACUUCCUAAGGAUCCCGACCUGGAAACCGCGGACGAGGCAUAUCACACAUGGCACAUCCAGGAUUGGCGGAAGUUGAAAAAGAAGGAGCAUGGGCCAGUAUUCCAGUGCGGGGGAUUCCCAUGGCGGGUUCUUUUCUUCCCUUACGGCAAUCAUGUCGAUUAUGCAUCGUUCUAUUUGGAGCAUGCCUGGGACAAGGAGCCUCCGGAAAAUUGGUAUGCAUGCGUCCAGUUUGCUCUGGUACUGUGGAACGUCAAUGACCCAUCUAUUUACGUAUCUCACGUCGCUACGCACCGUUUCAAUGCCGACGAGGGCGAUUGGGGCUUUACCAGGUUCUGUGAGCUGCGCAGGCUUUUCAACAUGCCAUGGGAAGGCCAUGGAGUGCCGUUAGUGCAGAAUGAUGAAGCUAAAGUCACUGCCUACGUGCGUGUUGUGAAGGACCCGACAGGGGUACUUUGGCACAGUUUUCAGAAUUACGACUCGAAGAAGGAGACUGGCAUGGUGGGGUUGAAAAACCAGGGCGCAACGUGUUACCUCAACUCCCUGCUGCAAUCCCUGUAUUUCACAAAUGCUUUCCGCAAGGCCGUGUACCAAAUUCCCACGGAGGCAGAAGCGACAAGAGAGAACAGUGCCUGGACCCUUCAAAGACUCUUCUACAAUCUUCAAACGAGCGAAAACUCUGUCUCGACAACCGAGUUGACUGCAUCAUUUGGCUGGGAAUCGCGGCAGAUCUUCGAACAGCAAGAUGUUCAAGAACUUUCCCGAAAGCUUAUGGAAAGAUUGGAGGAGAAGAUGAAAGCGACACCAGUAGAGAAGGCACUGCCUGAACUUUUCGUCGGCAAGACGAAGACUUAUAUUUCUUGCAUCAACGUCGACUACGAAUCGUCACGUGUGGAAGAUUUUUGGGAUAUUCAGCUCAAUGUCAGAGGCAACAAGACCCUCGACGAUAGUUUCAAGGACUACAUCCAGGUGGAAACCCUCGAGGGCGAGAACAAGUACGAUGCAGGCUCUCCCUACGGCUUGCAAGAUGCCAAGAAAGGUGUCAUCUUCGAGAGCUUCCCUCCUGUGCUUCAUCUGCACCUCAAACGUUUCGAAUAUGACAUUAAUCGCGAUGCGAUGAUGAAGAUCAAUGACCGUCACGCUUUCCCGAUGGAGUUCGACGCGACUCCAUAUCUCUCCGAUGCUGCCGACAAAUCCGAACCGUGGAUUUAUCAGUUGCAUGGAGUUCUAGUUCACAGUGGUGAUUUGAACGCAGGCCAUUACUACGCAUUCUUGAAGCCUACCAAGGACGGUCAUUGGUACAAAUUCGACGACGACCGUGUAACUCGGGCUACUGACAAGGAAGUACUUGAGGAGAACUACGGUGGUGAAUAUGAACUAUCCAAUGGCGCGGCUGGCGUCCGGCAACCACAUACACGGGGUUUGUCGACCAAGCGGUCAAUGAAUGCCUACAUGUUGGUCUAUAUUCGGAAAACACGCUUGGAUGAUGUCCUUCUGCCGAUAACAAAGGAAGAUAUCCCUUCUCACAUUGAAAAGCGUUUAGUGGAGGAGCGGGCAGAGCUUCUCCGCAGAAAGAAGGAGAGAGAAGAGGCUCACCUGUAUAUCAAUAUCGGAGUUCUAUCGGACGAGUCGUACAGGUCACAUCAUGGCUUCGAUUUGACGAGCACGGACCUACCCCCAGGCGAUCCGGCCCAGCCGAAACAAUAUAGGAUUCUUCGGGCUAAGAAGGUUGGCGAGUUCGUAGAGCAGCUUGCCGAAGAACGGGGUCUGAACGCAAACCAAAUCAGGCUGUGGGUGAUGGUGAACCGUCAAAACAAGACGACUCGCCCGGACCAAGCCAUCAAAGACCCAGAAAUGACAGUGGAAGAGGCCUACAGCAGAUUUGGCACUAAAGGAAACCCGUUCAAAGUAUGGAUGGAAGUUGGUCAACCAUCUACGGAUGGGACCAUCUCCUGGCCUGACAGCAGUACUUCUGUUCUCGUCUUUCUGAAGAACUUCGACGUCCCCUCGCAGACUCUUUCUGGAGUCGGUGCUGUAUACGUCCGCAAGAACCAGAGAGUCGCAGAACUCGCCCCGACAAUUCUCGAGAAAAUGAACUGGCCUGCCGGGACGGAGUUCAUGCUUUUCGAGGAAAUCAAGCACAACAUGAUCGAUGUGAUGAAGCCAAAACAGACUUUCCAGCAGUCUGAAAUUCAAGACGGCGAUAUAAUCACGUUUCAACGCACAGUCAAAGAAUCCGACUUACCUCCCACUGCACUGUACACUGAUGCAAGGCAGUAUUAUGACUACUUGUUGAACAGGAUAAAUAUCACUUUUGCUCCCAUCAAAGCGACUGAUGGCGACGAGUUCACUCUCACCUUGAGCCGGAAGAUGACAUACGACCAGUUCUCGAAGAAGGUCGGCGAGCAGCUCAACGUGGAAUCAACUCACCUGCGCUUCGCCCCAGUUCUUGCAAGUACCGGAAAGCCAAAGCCGUUCAUUAAACGCAAUCCUAACCAAACCAACCAAACACUGUACCACAUCCUUAGUGGGCAGGUCAGUGGCUACGGUUAUAGCAUGCAUCGCCAAGAUGCACUAUACUACGAAGUCCUUGAAACUAGUCUCAGCGAUUAUGAGUCGAAAACUACGCUGAAAGUAACGCUGCUCCCCGAAGGAAUUACGAAAGAGCAAUUGGUUGAAGUCCUGGUGCCUCGGGACGGGACCAUCGCAGAUCUUCUGGCGGGUCUGCAGAAAAAGGCAAACCUCGAAGAUGACAUCGUCCGAGAAAUGCGGAUUUUCGAGGCCCACAGCGGCAAAAUUUACAAGGAGUACCAAGAAGAUGCUAAGAUCGCCGGCAUCAAUGAGUACGUGACUUUAUACGCUGAGAGGAUACCCGAGGAAGAAAUUCAGAUGCACGACGGCGAACGGACAAUCAAUGCAUUCAACUUUGACCGAGAGCCAAGCAGGCCGCAUGGUAUCCCAUUCAAGUUUGUCAUGAAACCUGGCGAGAUCUUCAAGGAAACAAAAGAGAGGCUCUCCAAGCGAACCGGCAUCAAGGGCAAACAAUUUGAGAAGAUCAAAUUUGCUGUUGUUCCCCGGUCUUUGUAUUCUAACCCGCGGUAUCUUGAAGAUGGUCUCCUGGCCACUCUGGUCUCGACUGUGACGGCGACCGCUUUAACGUACAGACUCGAGGCCAACGAGAAGGCCUGCUUCUAUAACUACGUUGAUCAAAGGAACGCCAAGGUUGCGUUUUAUUUCGCUGUUCAAUCUGGCGGCUCUUUCGAUGUCGAUUACUCAGUUGUCGGUCCCGGAGAGAAGGUUGUCCUAGAUGGAACUAAGGAACGGCAAGGCGACUUUGUCUUUACUGCUCAGAGCAUUGGAGAGUACCGAUUCUGCUUCAACAAUGAGAUGUCAACAUUUGCAGAGAAGAUGGUCGACUUUGAGAUUGCUGUCGAGAAUGAGGAGCGCGCGCAAUUGCCUUUUCGACAAGGUGCGAGUCCCGAGCAGGCAUCGGCCCUUGAAGAGUCCAUCUUCAAACUGUCUGCUCAGCUGUCAACUAUUGCCCGCAACCAAAAGUACUUCCGGACCCGCGAGAACCGCAAUUUCAGCACGGUUCGCAGCACCGAGAGGCGCAUCUUCAACUUCAGUGUGAUUGAGGGCUUGAUGAUGGUUUCGAUGGCUGGUCUGCAGGUGUUUAUUGUUCGGUUCUUCUUCCAGGGUGCACGGAAAGAGAACAACGCAAGGCAAAGUCGGACCAUGCAGCAACCCAAGAACGCGGAACCUACUUUCCCCGUUGACGGAGGAGGAUGUCGGCCUCCGGGCGAGACCCACGUUGAAACCCAACGAUCGGUGGAUCCUAACACGUCUAUUGAAGACUAUAACCGCGUUAUGCUGGAGUAUACCCAGCGACGCAUGUCGACCUUCCUGGACAUGGACGACGGCGGUGGUUCUCCUGCCAGUCGCAGCAGCCGAAGUAGCAACACCAGCGGCAAUAGUGCUGUCUCCACCAGUGGUGUGCUGGCCCGUCAGGCUCCAGCUCCCAGCUUUGUGGAAGCCCCUCACCAUCGCGGCUCCCAGACACCCGACCAUAAGCCCAUGAAGCACGCUGGCGAACCGAAGACAGGGCUUUGA